CUCCAUCCUGCAGAUUUCCUGUGUGACUCUCAGCCUCCCUGUUUUGUUCCUUUUACCAGGGCAAGCCACGAUGGUGAGGAAGGUUGCCAGGCCCAUGGUGCUGCCGGCCACAUCCUUCUGUCCAGGCAGCUGUCUAAGCAGUAGCAGCAAGGGAAUGUAGCUGUGUCUGCUGCCCCACCAGUGUGCCUCAACUCUGACCAUUGGAGUCUCAUAUUUGUGGCUUCCAUAAUUUUCAGAUUUCCUCUCAGAAUGUUGCUAGCUGACACUUCUAGUCCAUAGUUCCAAGUCUGAAGGAUCUUUCUGCAUUAAUGCCUGUGGUGGAUCAACCUGGUCUUACAAUUCCUUUUGUUCCUUUUCUAAACCUCAAGUGUUACGCUAGAGAUGUCCUUUCUCAAUUUCAUUAUGUCAGGGAGCCAGGAAUUGGAGUAAUAUGAAGACAACUAAGAAUUAUUUCAAAUUUGGACCAUCUGUGCUUUGCUGGGCCAGGGUAGGUUGGUACCAUGAUACCUGCCCCAUGAUCAGGAUUGCUGUGCUGUAUAGAAGAGCCCAAAUCCUUUGAGCUAUCUCAUUGUGCAGUUGCUCUGUGUCCCUCCAGCUGGCUGCCUUUACAUGAAGAUAGUGCUGUUGACAACACUUUCUGCAGCUGGCAGGUGGAAAAGAUUAUUUCCUCUUCUGCAACUUUCUGUCUCUUCUAAAUUCAGAGGAAGAGGUAAAGCCAGUGUCUUUGGAAUGCCCUGUACUGGAGUAGGAUGAUACCUUCAGCCAUACCACGGUCACUUUAAUCGUGCCUCUUUCACACUAAUGAAUAAUUAACUGCUCUGUGCAUAUGCAGAGGCAUGCUGCUCAUGGGCAUCUGCAGGGUCGUGGUGACCUGCAGAUGACCACAGGGAGCUGCUGACCUCAGCACACAAUCUCUUGGACUUGCUGCCUGUUUAUCUUUUUGGCCACCAGCUGACCCAAGCUAAUGUCUCUGUGACCUGCAUUGGCAACAAGGGAAGGGUGAGUGCUCCCCAGCCUUCUCAAAGCCUGAGUGUGCAAACAGAUUGAGGUGAGCUUUGUGUGAAUGUGCAGCAAGUCAGCUUCCACGCUGCCAUUCUCGCUAGGUAAGUGCAAGGUGACUCACAGGAGAGUGGCAGGCUGUUUUUGUUCCCAAGGGUAACAGCUUUCCUACAGGAAGUUACCAUGAAGAGGCAAACCCUUGUUAGCUGGUUUGCAUGCCCGUCGUUGGCAUUGUAGCUGAAAGCACAAGCCUCAGCACCAGAAAAGCUGGAGAGGGACUUCAGAAGGGCCUGUUGUGAUAGGACAAGGCUUAGAGGUUUUCAACUAGAAGAGGUUUGUUCCAGAUUGGAUAUUGAGAAGAAGUCUUUUAGAAUGAGGGUGGUGAAACACUGGAACAGGUUGCCCCAAGAGGUGGUGGGUGCCCCACCCCUGGAAACACUCAGGGAUCGGUUGGAUGAGGCUCUGAGCAACAUAAUCUGGUUCAAGGUGUCCCUGCUCAUUGCAGGGGCAUUGGACUGGGUGACCUCUAAAGGUCUCUUCCAACCCAAACUAUUGAUUCUAUGAUGCUUUAGAGCCUCUAAGGCCUCUCUACUUUUUACUAUAAAAUUGCUCUGGAUGAUUUUUACUUACGGAUUUUCAGUGGAAAGUUGGCAACAGUUUGCUUGCUAUUAUGUUUCCCUCUCAUUUCAUGCCCCCCUGCAUAUUGCUGCCAUUACCCAUCAAAGCAUCAGGCUGAGUCAGAUGUAGAAAAUGAGAUGAAAAAUGGAGAGUGAUGGAUGGGUGCCAGCCAAAAUGACUUUUUCUAUCCACCCGUCCCCUAAAUCUGUGAUAGCAGCUCAGAGGCUGUGCCUCAUGACUUCAUCCCUCCCUGCUGAGGGGAGAUGGGAACAUCAUUAUCAGCUGCUGCUGAGUCCUGAUUUGGAGCCGGCAGUGAAAAUGUCCUCGGAUGUAGGGCUCCUCCUCCGCCCCAAAGGUGACUUGAAUCUGCUGGGAGGAUGGAGGAAGAGCUGGAGGGGGGAGAUGAGAAGAAAGAGGUGCAAAUUCAACCACGUCUCUAUGAUGAUGUCAUGGCAACAAGGUACACCGAAGUGCUUGUCAGGUGAUCGGGGCAGGCUUUGAACGUCUCCAGCUCUUCUCUGUUGCUGCAGGCUCAUGUCUGACUUGCUGAAAAAUCUUUUGGUUAAUAUUUAAUGGCAGUAUUGAAGUGCUAAGGGUGGCAAAUGCCUCACCCAAGCCCCCUGCCUUUACUUUCCACUGGGAUGCUAAAUCAGGGUGAUGUGGUAGGAUUUUAAGCUUCAGUAUCUGGGAAUGGGACUAACAGUAGGGUGGCUUCAGCCCAUAGGGUCCCUGUGCCUAUCUGACUAAAGGACGUGAGAAGGAAGUUUCUAUCCCCUCCAGCCCAGUUUGGAGCUGGUUUGGGGCACCAGAAGGAGGAGGUCUCCAGGGCUCACUCUGGAAUAAAGAAAUCUGUGGCCCUGCUCCGGGAGCCGAGCCCAGGUCCUCUGAUGCGAUCAUUUAGUACACGGAGUGGGUGUUUUGGUUGGUUGUUUUUUUCCUGAGCCAUGACCUAAUGAUCCCAUGUUCCAGCUACAGCCCCUCCUAGGGGCCUUCUUUCUGAGCCGUGUGUCCGGACUGAAUUCAGCGAACUUCCCGAAGCAAGACGCUGUGUUCCCCCACCCAGGGAAGCCAUCUGCUCCCCUCCACCAGCUCCUUCUGCGGGCCUUCGAGCUCGCCAGCCGGGCUGGGAAGCUGUCCUCCUCCUCGCCUGCCCCGGCUCUCCUCGGCCAUCUUGUUAGCAGAAGGCAGGGAACGCGGGGCUGGCUGAAUCUGGGGCGGUGAUGGUGGCAGCCGGAGGCGGUUUCCAGGCAACUGUCGCGCCGUGGGACACGCGAGCCAAGAACGCCGGGGACGCCGCGUUCCCAGCGCGCCGCCUGGGAGGGGACCGAGACACACGCGGAAGGAGCCCGCACAGGACGGUGCGGGGAGGGCAGCAGAAUAUCCCCUCCUCCCCUCUGAUCCCACUCCCCUGGCUGGGAGUGAGGAUUUGCAAGCUGGCUGCUGGUGCACCACGCGACAAGGAAGGACUAUAUGAUGUAUGGGAUUUCACAUGCCUUCUGCAUCCUUUGGAAGAUCAAAGAGAAAAGAAAUAUUGUGCCAGACUCUGUACCCCAGCCCCCAGACUUUUUGCAGGUGGUCCUGUGCUUCUCUGUCCCUUAUCAAAUACAAAGCUCCACCCCUACAAGUCAUGAACCAUUUUUGUGUACGCAUCCCAGCUCUGUGUCCCUGGGUGUCACCGAAAAAGUGAAUUUCUUGUAAAAGGAAAUGCUCUUCCCUUCCACAAACUGCCAAUCCUGCCCAGCACUUGGUGGGUCCCACUGCUCCUCUGUGCCAAUGCCAAAGGCAGUAUCCCCACUCCUGCCUGCCUGCCUCCCCUACCUGCUUUAGAGGCCCUGGGAGCAUCCCUGCCCAUGAAACUCAGCAGCCUGGUAGCCCCUCCUUACACGGCCUGCCCAGCAUUUUCCCUCGCAGCAAUGUUGAUACUCAUCCCCUUUAUUUUACCUAGUUUGAGUGGUUUUUGAGAGUGGGCUUGAGUACAACUGAUUUUGAAUGGAUGGGGAAGAGUGAUAAAAUUGAUUUGGCCGAGCAAUGGGAAAAAAAAUUCUUCUGGAUUCUGAGAGUACAGCUAUGAUGAACAUGGGGAAUGGGGCUACAUAGUGCUUGGCAGGGUGUGUGCUGCAGAAGGGCAGAACCAUUUUAAUGCCCUGUGUUCAAGGAAAUGUUCUGCAGCCCUGUGCAGGUGGCAGCACAGAGAGACAGGACAGUAGGGGGUCAUCUGCACCCGUUGCUGUCCCUGAGCCAGCCUUGCAGCUAUUGAUUUGGAACUUGCCCUGUUCACUCUAACCUUGGCAGUGCCAGCUUGACCCUUAUCAGCGCUGAUAAACCCCACCACAACCUCCUGUCCCCUCCUGGUGGUGUCACACUGUGAGGUGCCGUGGUGACAGAUCGUUCCUGUCACUCUGCCUUGCACCAGUUGCUCUUUAGUUGCAAUGCUCUAAAUCCAGGAAACCUCUCUCCUAUUUUUGCACGGAGGCUGUAGCCACACCAACAUUUUAAACCUUGUGUGGAUAGCCAUCCCUUGCUGAGCAUUUUGUAUGAGGAAGGAUGCGGUGCCGGCUGCAAACGCUUUUCCAGAGGAAAUUUAAAAUCAGCCUUCUCUUUCUUCUGCUCUUGGCCCUUCUUGUGCACCUGGUGAUGGAUUUUGCUCUCCCCACAGCCCACAGGCCGUGUGGCUGUGAUACAAAAGCACCAAAAGCUGUGGGUGUCCUGUCAGGCAGCCCCAUGCCAGCUGGCCUCAAAAAGCUGAGCCUGCGAAUCCUUCAGGAUUUCAGUGGAAGCAAUGGCUCCUUGGAGAAAAGUUCCCAGCCAUGGAGAGUGGGGCUGCAUGUAAGGGCUGGAGAGCCAGGGGUCCAACAGCAGCACGAAGAGGGGAACGCAGGGUGGACCAAGGGAUCAAAGCUGGCAGCACUCUUCGAGCAUCCUCUUUACAACAUCCCAAUCCCAGAGGUGACAGAGAAAGACAAGCUGUUUAUCGUCAACCCCAUGGAGAAGUUCAGCCUGCACAGCAGCGGGAGUGACGAAUGGGUCAGCAGCAGUAAAGCCGAGACGCUCCUCCCGACAGGGAAGACGGCCUACGACACCUACCCCACCUGGCUCAAAUUCCAUGUCGGCAUCAACCGCUAUGAGCUGUAUCCCCGCCGGGACCCCUUGCUGCCCACGCUCCUCCGGGAUUUGGCCACGCAAAGGAUCGUCAGCUCGGUCCAGAAGUCUGGCGGGACCCAGCUCAAGCUCAUCAUGACGUUCCCGAACUAUGGGCAGGCCCUCUUCAAGCCCAUGAAGCAGACCCGGGACCAGGAGACCCCCAUUGAUUUCUUCUACUUCUCAGACUUUGAGCGGCACAAUGCAGAGAUUGCAGCCUUCCACCUAGACAGGAUCCUGGAUUUCCGGCGAAUCCCCCCAGUUUCUGGUCGUUUGGUCAACAUAACAAAGGAGAUUCGGGAUGUCACCACAGACAAGAAACUGGCCAAGACUUUCUUCAUCUCCCCAGCGGGUAACAUCUGCUUCUAUGGGGAGUGCUCCUACUACUGCUCCACCGAGCACGCCCUCUGCGGCAAACCGGACCGGCUGGAGGGCUCCAUGGCUGCCCUGCUCCCUGACAAGACCCUGGCCAAGCGCCGCUCCUGGCGCAGCCCCUGGCGCCGCUCCUACCACAAGAGCAAGAAGGCUGAGUGGGAGCUGAACCCCAACUACUGCGCUCAGGUGCGAGAGACACCGCCCUACGACAGGGGCCGUCGCCUCCUCGACCUCAUCGACAUGACCAUCCUCGAUUUCCUCAUGGGCAACAUGGACCGGCACCACUACGAGACCUUUGAGAAAUUUGGGAAUGACACUUUCCUGCUCCACCUGGACAACGGUCGUGGCUUCGGCACACACUCGCGUGAUGAACCGUCCAUCCUGGCCCCCCUCCAGCAGUGCUGCAGCAUCAAGAAGUCGACUUACCUGCGGCUGCAGCUGCUGGCCACCCAGCCCUACCGCCUGAGCGACCUGCUGCGGGAGGCGCUGGCCACAGAUCCACUGGCCCCUGUCCUGGCCGAGCCCCACCUGUGGGCACUGGACCGGCGCCUGGGGAAAGUGCUGGCGGCAGUGGGACACUGCCUGGCCAGGGCAGCGCGCCAGGAAGAGGUGCUGGUGGAUGAUGUGGGGUCAUGGGUGUGAUGGGGGGCUGGGAAUCCUGCUGGAUUGGGGUGUUUUGGUGUGCUGCCAAGGAUGAUGUGGGGAUCGAUGUGCAGCUCUGAUUCUGUGUAGCGUCAGCUUUUGAUGGUGCCAGAGCUGGUGGCGUGAUGAACCAGGAAAGCAGGUUGUAAGGAUAGCUGGGACAGGGAGGGAAUUUAAAUAAAAAGGUUGGUCUAGUGGAGAAGA
This is a messenger RNA of Corvus hawaiiensis (hawaiian crow), 5976 nucleotides long. RefSeq names its product extracellular serine/threonine protein kinase FAM20C-like. Gene Ontology annotation, biological process: protein phosphorylation. The transcript is spliced from 10 exons. Gene Ontology annotation, molecular function: phosphotransferase activity, alcohol group as acceptor. Gene Ontology annotation, cellular component: Golgi apparatus. The record is from RefSeq and is a predicted model, not a curated record. Bases 4162 to 5772 code for a protein of 536 amino acids. NCBI's taxonomy places the organism in Eukaryota, Metazoa, Chordata, Aves, Passeriformes, Corvidae.